AUGUGCUCAUUCAUCAAGUUUCUUCGUCUAGCACAAGGUCAGACCAUUAUGGACAGUGCACUGCUGCCUCAUAGCAACACGGGUGAUGAAGACACGAUCUCCAUCGUGGCGUAUGGAGCCACACCGCCGUCAUCGCAGAGGUCCCGACCGGCCGUCGAGACUCGCAAUUCGUGGAGUGCUCCAUCCCCCAACAUUCAGGUAAGCUACCAGCCUCCAGAUUGGAACUCGGAUGACGGAUCUAUCGUCGACGGCAGCGCCAGACGCAUCGCAAUUAACACACGAUCAAGCAGCAGUCGAAGCAGCGGUAGCAGCCGAAGCGAUGAAGUUCCGCCGCCUCCGUCACCACCUUUGCCGGGUGGCAACAGUUUUCGAGGUGCCACUGUGGAUACCACGGCGUCAGUAAGGUCCAGUGACUUACCGCCAUCUCCUCCAACAAAUACGGCGGUGGCGAACACGACAGUGCGCCCACUCACACUGUACGGCAAAGAUAUCCUUCACAUUUUCCCGUUUGGAACCACGUCGCAAGAUGGAAAGCCCGUGAAAUGGUCCGAUACUCUCGGCGCUAUCGACACGGAAGACGACUAUUCCAUCCGAGACCCCCACUUCGAUCUCACCAACGGGAAAAUCAGCAAGCUCUUCUCUCUCUCCAACCCGGACGAUAAGGGAAUGCUGUCGUACGAAGGGUUUCGAUGCGGCCUGGAGGCUAUGGGCAUCGCGUGCGACAACGACCGACAGUUCCAGGCUUUCGUGGACGUGGUGGAUGGAGACAAAAACGGCGUCAUCUCGUACGAAGAAUUCCUCAGCGCCAUCCAAGAGAUCAAACUGGCUCAGCUCUUCAAUGACCCCUUCAUUCGCACAAUGCCAGCGUUGUUCUCGAGUGUGAAAUCUCCGGUAACGCUGGGCUCAAUUGAGUAUUCCCCGGACCGUAUACGUAGUGUAUACCCGAUCAACCAGGUCAAGAGUUUCAUCUACUCGACGAAUCCAAGCUGGGCCAAUGUCCGUUGGAUCAACGUGGAAGGGAUCAACACUCUGCUCAUGCGACGCUUAUCCGUUCGAUAUCGACUGCACCCGCUUGCCAUCGAAGAUACGCUGGGUCCAGACGUCAAGCGACCGAAGUACGUAAAGUUCGACGAACAUUCGUUUUUGAUUCUCCAGACUCUGAGUCCACGCAACAUGUCGAUCGUCAAGGAUUACCAGCACAUGUACCGUGCCUCGCAGUUUGUAUUACCGGAAGAUGACUCGCCUUUCGACAAGAUGAGCCUCACAGAACUGUGCAUGCGACUCAAGGAGCUUGACAUUGGAUGCGUCAUGUCUCUACCUCGUCAGUUGAGCUUGUACGUCAUGGAGGGCGUACUUAUCAGCGUGCAGGGUAAGAACAUGCUCUGGUCUGCUCUCAAACAGCGACUGCAUGUGUCCUACUCCAAGGUCCGCCAGCAUAGCACGGCGUUCUUGAUGUACACCAUCAUGGACGUCUGUGUGAACCAGCUCUCGCCUAUUUCCCAGACGUUCGGAGCCAAACUGAUAAUGCUGGAACGUCUGAUGUCACUGGACUCACGGUACUUCGAUUUGAGUCGAAUUGCCACGUGCUCGAGGCAGAUUAAGGGCCUCCAGAUGCACUGUAAACCCAUGCGUGAGGUCAUUUCUAAGCUCAUUACGUCCGAUGACUAUCAAGGCGAGACGCUGCAGUACUUCGCUGACGUUCAGGAGCAUCUCACGACCAUCGAGGAGGAGUGCGUACACAAUCUGGACCGCUGCAAUAGCCUCGUGGAAGAAUUCAACAACGCCCGAGCGUCGCAGCAGAACGACGUGAGCUACAUCUUGGCGCUCAUUGCGGCCAUUUUCCUGCCUGCACAAUUUCUUACCGGUGUGUACGGCAUGAACUUCCCGUACAUUCCCGAGCAGACGUACCACUAUGGAUACUAUAUCUGGUGGGCAAUCAUGAUCGUUAUUGCUGGGCUCAUUGUGCUGUAUUUCAAAUUCAAAAGAUGGCUGUAA
This is a messenger RNA of Phytophthora infestans T30-4, 1995 nucleotides long. Its product is annotated as CorA Metal Ion Transporter (MIT) Family. The transcript has 2 exons. The coding region runs from base 1 to 1995 and encodes 664 amino acids. NCBI's taxonomy places the organism in Eukaryota, Oomycota, Peronosporomycetes, Peronosporales, Peronosporaceae. Gene Ontology annotation, molecular function: magnesium ion binding; calcium ion binding; cobalt ion transmembrane transporter activity. Gene Ontology annotation, biological process: metal ion transport; transmembrane transport. Gene Ontology annotation, cellular component: membrane. The record is from RefSeq and is a predicted model, not a curated record.